Austrofundulus limnaeus is the source of this 2500-nucleotide messenger RNA. It is a transcript of the gene gipc3, whose product is annotated as GIPC PDZ domain containing family, member 3. Gene Ontology annotation, molecular function: protein binding. The coding region runs from base 140 to 1072 and encodes 310 amino acids. Lineage: Eukaryota; Metazoa; Chordata; Actinopteri; Cyprinodontiformes; Rivulidae. The record is from RefSeq and is a predicted model, not a curated record. The transcript is spliced from 6 exons.
UGGGCUAAAAAGGUGGGGAAGGACUGUUUUAUUAAUUUUUUUCUUCUGCUACAGUUGAUCACCAAUACCUGAGCGGAGGCCGAUGCAGAGCGGCGAGCUUAUGAGCGCGUAGGAGUCCAAGGCAGUAGUGGUCAAGGCCAUGGAGGACCAGAAGGCCCAGAAUCAGGGGUGUCCGGAGCCCACAGCUCCUCCGCUUCCGCCACCUUCACCUCCACCGACGGAUCCACCAGAAUACCCAAGACCGAGGCUCAUCUUCCACACCCAGCUGGCUCAUGGGAGCCCGACGGGGCGCAUCCAUGGAUUCACCAACGUCAAGGAGCUGUAUGCCAAGAUUGCAGAGGUGUUCAACAUCUCCGCCUCAGAGAUUCUUUUCUGUACCCUGAACUCCCAUAAAGUGGACAUGCAGAAGCUGCUGGGGGGACAGAUUGGACUGGAGGACUUCAUCUUCGCUCACAUCCGAGGGGAGACGAAAGAAGUGGAGGUGACAAAGACAGAAGAUGCUUUGGGUCUCACCAUCACAGACAACGGAGCUGGAUAUGCUUUCAUUAAGAGAAUAAAAGAAAGCAGCACUAUAGACCGGCUGAAGACGGUAUGCGUUGGUGACCAUAUUGAGGCUAUAAAUGACCAGAGCAUUGUGGGAUGUCGACACUAUGAGGUGGCAAAGAUGCUAAAAGAGCAACCAAGAGGCAUUCCCUUCACCCUCCGUCUUGUGGAGCCAAAGAAAGCCUUUGACAUGAUUGGAAUGAGGACCAGGGCGCCGAAAUCUAAUGAGGGCAAGCUGGUGAACGGGAGAGAGACACUUCGACUGCGCUCCAAGGGUGCUGCUACAGUUCAGGAAGUGAAUGAGUUUGAAGAACAGGCCACCAGGAAAGUAGACGACCUGCUGGAGAGUUACAUGGGCAUCAGAGACCUCGAGCUGGCGACCACCAUUGUGGAAGCGGGCAAAGACAAGAAGAGCCCUGAYGACUUUGCUGAGGCGCUGGACUCGGCUUUGGGAGACUUUGGCUUCCCUGAUGUGUUUUUGUUUGAUGUAUGGGGAGCUAUUAGGGGUGUGAAAAAUGGCAAAAUGUAGAGCUUCGUGGAAAAAGAGAGGAUUAGCUCUGUGUUCUGGUUCAGCCAGUUGUAUAAAAGCAACAUGUAUAAUUGUUUAAAUAGYCCCUUUAUUUGAGCAAUUUUCCUUCAUGACUUCCUGAAACAGACCAUCACUCUAAAUGCUGGAUGUGAAAUUUGUUACUUCUUCUAAAUGCAUUUUUUUUUCAUGUUUGAUUAAAGGUAAAAUGCUCACAAAAAGCCUGAAAUCUUUGGAGUCACUUCAGCAGAGGACAUCUGUGAAGCAUGUGGGAAUGUAAAAAGUUACACAAGCAGCAGUAAACAGUUUCUUUAAUCAAAACCUGCUGGGAAAAAAAAAGACAAGGCAGAGACAUUUUUUUGGGGUAUCUUCAAAGUCCAAAUGGAUUAGUGCACUUCAAAGGUAAGCAGAAAUGUGUUUGCGUCACCGGACAAAAAUGGCACCUUUAAACAUUCUGAGGGGAAAGGAGAGAUCCUCUCAUCUUCCUGAUUGUGUUUUCAUGUUUUUGCAGAUCUGAUAGAGACAGAAUUUGGCCAGUUGCAAAUAUUUCCAGKCUAKAUAAAUUAAUCCCUCCAAGGACAAUAGCUAGUAUUGAAUGCUUUAAGCAGCUGUCAAGCAUCUAAAAAGUGGUUUAUGUUUUGUUGAUUGUAAACUGUUUUUAGCAGAUUGGUGCAUCACAGGGAGAAAGAGCUGCAAUAAGGACUCACUUUUUCAAUUCUUAAUUUUGAAUGCCUUUCUCCACAUUACCUCAUCUUAACAUGUGGCAAAUCAUUUUAUGUAUUAUUAGAACAAACACAUCAUAGUAUCUAUAUUAGACAGCUUAGAUCGUCGAAGCCCUGAAGUCUUAAUCAAAACUUGAAAGAAAGUUUGUACUGCACAUGGGGAACAAAAUUAGACCAAAGGGCUUUUUCCACAGCUAAACAAUGCAGUCCUGCAAAAUAAAUUAUCCUUUACGGUCACUGCCAAACAGGAACUGUGUCCUGUCUGUGCUUCUCAUGAUGAAAAAUGUAUCUGCCUGAACUCUGCAGUAACCCAGCCUGGUCCGAAUCAUSCACUUGUCAAAGGACUUUGCUACAAUUAUUCACACUUAAGUUUUUUUUACUGUUUUUUUUAAUAUUACCUUUUUUUUUUUACUAGCACACAAACAUUUUAUGACCCAUGUAAAAAUGCUGGGACGAGUAUCUAGAUGUGACAAAUUACACAAUAUAUCAAAAGUUUCACAGCAAAUGUAAAAAGAAGAAAAAUUAUUCUUUAAGCAAAUAUACUGUUUACUGAGAGGACCAAAACAAGCUGUAAUACAAAACAUAACUUUUAACAUUGUAGUAAAACAAAGUGCUUUACAUACGGAAGCCGAGAGCGGACAGAUAAUAUUUUUUCCAUGCUCAUCGUUAUUUCAUAAUAACGACACAUGCUGGUUUUCUUGUGAUCACA